Entrophospora sp. SA101 is the source of this 1080-nucleotide messenger RNA. Lineage: Eukaryota; Fungi; Glomeromycota; Glomeromycetes; Entrophosporales; Entrophosporaceae. The record is from the annotation of a GenBank genome assembly.
AUGAAUGCAAUUGUUUCGUUGGUACAUUUUUGUGAGGUUGAUGGUCCAAGUGUAAUAUUUUGUACACAAGCUUUUCAUGAAAAUGCAAUAGAAGAGAGGGCAACAGAGGAUUUUCUCAAUAUUAAGUCAAAUAAUGUUGGUGAAAGGCCACCAGUACAAGCUUCUUCUUGCUCUUCUUGUGCAUUUCCUUUAUUUUCCAUUGAUCAAUCAAAAGAUCAAAAAGAAACUAUGACGGGAAAAGGAAUCGAUGAAGUAAAAGGCGUGGAAGGUGGUGAGAAAAGUGACCCGAAAAAAAGAUUCAACAAUAAUUGUGAAUCAAUUAAAGGUUUUAAAACUAAAGAUGACGAAAAUCCAUUGGUCACGUAUAUUGGAUCCAGAUAUCCACAACAUCCUAGGCUUUACUCCGCAUUAAGGCAAGCCUGUGUUAGAAGUUUAAGUUGUGAAUAUUGUCAAGGAAGAGAAGGACCUGUGUUGUUUGGAGAUGAUAAAAAUGGAUACGAAACCAAUUUCGAUGGUGAUGUUAAAGAUAUAGCAAAUGAAGAACGAUUAGAAAUUGAAUUACGAUUUCAACAAGAUAUAUCAAACUUUGCAGAAAAUUUAUUUGAUAAAAACAAAUAUCCAAAUUUAUGGCAGACACUGUCGGGCAAGAUCAAACAAAUUCAAGAUACCAAUAAUAAACUUAAAGUUUCUUGGAUAGCAUUAAAUGAUGAUAAGAGUGUAACUGUGUCGCUUCCUAGUGAAAAAAAUUACGCUGGUGGUCUUGAUGAUAUGGAUAAUGAUGGUCGGGUUUGUGAAAUACCAGCUGACACUAACAAAAAUAAAACUAAUAUUGAAAAAGGCAAGUGGUUUUCAGGUAUAAACCCAGGAAAAAAUUCACUAGAUAGUUUAAUUGAAAAAAUAUGUGAAGAUUGUGACAUUAAUAUUGGUAAGCGACACAUAGUAAAUCAUUCCAUGAAAACAACUGAUAUAAUUCAAUUAACAAAAUUAGGUGUUCCUUUUAAUGAAAUUAUUAUGAUGCUUAACAAUGUAUCAUAUUUAAUCGAUUCAGAAUCAUCAUCAUCACCUGAAAAUCCGAAGCUG